GCGUCACCAGCGCACACCGGAAGUAAAUCGCAAUGGACAACAGUCAAUUUCAAGUUCAUGUUGUCAAAACUUUUCGUUCGAUGUCUUGUUUUCUGUAUUAAACAGAGUCACAAGCGCACAGUGCCAUAAUGGCACACCGAUAUCUGCAUCUGUCAAGAGGCUGCAGGAACCUUCUUCACGCCCUGCUGCCAAAUGUCAGAUCAACAAACCGCGUGCAUUCGGUUCAGGGUGUUGGACAAAUCGUCCUAGACAGAAGAUCUUUGCUCUCUCAGGUCUUAGGCACCUAUAGAAGCUUAUGCUCCAAACCCCCCAAAGGAUUUGAAAAAUACUUUCCUAAUAAUAAAAAUGGUGGGCCAAAAAACGGUGAGCCAUCCAACGCUGAAGUCAAAGAGCCCAAACCAACCAAUGCUCAGAAGACCGCCGGUGGAGGUGGAAGUAGUGGAGGAGGAGGCGGAGGAGGAAAAAGAGGGGGGCGGAAAGAUGAAUCCACGUGGUACAGCCGUCUCCAAAAGGGUGAUGUGCCGUGGGACGAUAAAGAGUUUCGUUUAUAUUUCCUGUGUGGAUCAGCCUUCUGGGCAGCUGUCACAUAUUAUUUCUUCUUUCGAGAUGGAGGAAGGGAGGUCACCUGGAAAGACUUUGUAAAUGGUUACCUUGCUAAAGGAGUGGUUGACAGAUUGGAGGUUGUAAACAAGCGAUAUGUAAAAGUCAUCUUCACCCCUGGUAAAACUCCAGUUGAUGGGCAAUACGUGUGGUUCAAUAUCGGCAGCGUGGACACAUUUGAGCGGAACCUGGAGACCGUUCAGAUAGAGAUGGGUAUUGAAGGAGAGAACAGAGUGCCGGUGGUCUAUUCCACAGAAAGUGAUGGGUCAUUCCUCCUUAGCAUGUUUCCCACCGUACUGAUCAUUGGGUUCUUGCUGUUCAUGCUGAGGAGAGGGCCAGCCGGAGGAGGGCGGCCGGGGAGGGGCAUGGGUGGGCUAUUCAGUGUCAGUGAGACCACUGCUAAAGUACUACGAGACGAAAUAGACAUCAAGUUCAAGGAUGUGGCAGGCUGUGAGGAGGCCAAGCUGGAGAUCAUGGAAUUUGUUAACUUUCUCAAGAACCCAAAACAGUACCAGGAUUUGGGUGCCAAGAUUCCAAAGGGGGCUAUUUUGACUGGACCCCCGGGCACAGGAAAGACUUUACUAGCUAAAGCGACUGCAGGAGAGGCUAACGUUCCCUUCAUCACUGUGAAUGGAUCAGAGUUCUUAGAGAUGUUUGUAGGAGUUGGGCCAGCCAGGGUUCGGGAUCUCUUUGUAUUAGCACGGAAGAAUGCCCCAUGCAUUCUCUUUAUAGAUGAGAUCGACGCUGUAGGACGAAAGAGAGGCAGAGGCAACUUCGGUGGACAGAGUGAACAAGAGAACACACUCAACCAGUUACUAGUUGAGAUGGAUGGAUUUAACACUGCUACCAAUGUUGUAGUGCUGGCAGGCACCAAUAGGCCAGAUAUUCUAGAUCCAGCUCUGAUGAGGCCCGGGCGGUUUGAUAGACAGAUAUACAUCGGACCACCGGAUAUCAAAGGCAGAGCUUCUAUAUUCAAAGUCCAUCUGAGACCACUAAAGCUGGUUGCAGACUUGAACAGAGAAAAUCUGGCAAGGAAAAUGGCUGCUCUAACACCCGGUUUUUCAGGUGCGGACAUCGCUAAUGUGUGCAACGAGGCUGCACUAAUUGCAGCCCGCCACCUUUCUGACGCCAUCAACCAAAAACACUUUGAGCAAGCCAUCGAACGAGUAAUUGGUGGUCUUGAGAAGAAGACGCAGGUGCUACAGCCAGAGGAGAAGAAGACUGUGGCUUACCAUGAGGCUGGUCAUGCUGUAGCUGGCUGGUUCCUUGAGCACGCUGACCCUUUGCUUAAAGUGUCCAUCAUCCCACGUGGGAAGGGUUUGGGCUAUGCCCAGUAUUUGCCUAAAGAGCAGUACCUUUACACCAAGGAGCAGCUGCUGGACAGGAUGUGCAUGACGCUGGGUGGACGCGUGUCUGAGGAGAUCUUUUUUGGUCGCAUUACCACAGGGGCACAGGAUGACCUGAAGAAGGUGACACAGAGUGCCUAUGCACAGAUUGUGCAGUUUGGCAUGAAUGAAAAGGUAGGACAGGUGUCAUUUGACCUGCCGCGGCAGGGAGAGAUGGUUCUGGAGAAACCCUACAGCGAGGCCACGGCCCGCCUCAUCGACACGGAGGUCAGAAACCUCAUCGGCAUGGCCUAUGAGCGCACACAUCAGCUGCUCUCUGAGAAGAAGGCUGAGGUGGAAAAGGUGGCACUGCGUCUACUGGAGAUGGAGGUGCUGGAUAAGAACGACAUGGUGGAGCUUCUGGGCCGAAGGCCGUUUGCUGAAAAGUCGACAUAUGAAGAUUUCGUGGAGGGAACGGGGAGCAUGGACGAGGACACAUCACUGCCAGAGGGCCUGAAGGACUGGAACAAGGAGCGAGGCAGCGAGAAGGAGGAGAGUACGGAGGAGCAGGUGGCCCGACAGAUCACUGGUGGCAUGCCCUUCUGAGGAUAUCCGUUCACUUUGACCCUGAAGGGUCAGAGCACUUAUUUAUAAGAUGGGAAACGCUUGUCUGACGGACACUGAGGCAAGUACACUGUUCUUCAGGAGAGCUGUGAUUUAAGGGCUCUUACUGGGUAGAAAGCAUCAGACUUAUAUUGUGUACAGUAGGGUGUUUAUGAAAUACAACAUUUCAUGUGCAGAAGUUAGUGUUUCAGCAAAAGUGAAACAGCUUUGAAAAGGAUCAGAAAAUCUUCUGUUGAAGGUGAAGUGUAAUUUAUGACAUCUCAGCGCUUUGCCAAAAAAUCAGGCAAAAGAACUGUAGCUUGUCAAAAAAGAUUUGCGAGCCAUUUAAAUUUUACCCAUCAAUGACCAAGAAGACUAUAUAUAUAUAUAUAUAUAUAUAGACGUUUAACAGGAAAUGUGUUGCAUCACCUGACCUGUACAGGAUGUGUUUUUCUUUUUUUCUAAAUAUUAGGAUUCCAGUUCAAAUCUUCCUCAAUUUCGUGAGCUUUCUGAAAGUUCAUUUUGCAGUGGUGCUUACUGGCUGUGUAAAAGUCCAAAAUAUACGAUUAUGAAUGUUGUAAACAUAUCACAAAGUCACUCGUGUUAACUAACAUACUCUUUUCUCUCACAGAUUUGCCAUGUUGUGCUGUCAUGGGUGUCAGGCUUUAGUUUCUAUGUGAUUUAAUGCAGUUUAUGAUCACAUCUUGUAAUUGAAUGACAGAGCAGUCAUUUUUGAUAUCUUUUCUUCUGUUGAAGUUUAUUUGGAUCAUUUAUGGCCCCGGGCAGCUGCUCUCUGUGGUACAGAAUUGAUUAAACUGUAACUCAAUUAUAAAUAGUCGCAUUCGCAAUAAAAUAGGAUGCAAACAUACACAAAUGCAGAAGCAGUAAAUAGUUCAUUGAAGGUGUGCGAUUUUGAGAUUCACUGUUUAUUCUACAGUAUGAAACAAGCUUUGAGGGUUUAAACCCUUUUGUGACUUCAGCAGGUAUUGCUUGAUACUACAUGUGUAUUUUGUUUUGUGAAAAAGGUUUUGAACAUAUUCAAUAACCUGAAUAAAUCUACAUAAACUAUAAA
This is a messenger RNA of Pimephales promelas (fathead minnow), 3600 nucleotides long. RefSeq names its product AFG3 like matrix AAA peptidase subunit 2 (gene afg3l2). Gene Ontology annotation, cellular component: membrane; m-AAA complex. Gene Ontology annotation, molecular function: ATP-dependent peptidase activity; zinc ion binding; ATP hydrolysis activity. The record is from RefSeq and is a predicted model, not a curated record. NCBI's taxonomy places the organism in Eukaryota, Metazoa, Chordata, Actinopteri, Cypriniformes, Leuciscidae. Gene Ontology annotation, biological process: mitochondrial protein processing.